CGCCUUCAACAUGAAUAUACAAUUCUUCGAAGCCUUCAACAUGAUAAUAUCAUCAAGGCACUGGAUUUAGUUGUCACCAAGAAAGAAUCCUUUCUUAUUCUACCUCUCAUGCAAGGUCAAGAUUUAUUCUAUAGGCUAGGUCAAUAUGAUCACCAUAUUAUGCCGGAAAAUGAGGCAAAAAUGAUUUUAUGGCAAAUAUUACAAGCCACGCAAUACCUUCAUCAUCACAACAUUAUCCAUAGGGAUAUAAAACUAGAAAAUGUACUACUUGCCCGACCGAAUUCGUUAUCGUUGGUCUUGUGUGAUUUUGAAUCGUCUACUUACAUCCAACCUGAGCAAGAAUUAGAUGAAUUUCGGGUUGGAACACUCAUUAAUCGAGCUCCAGAAAUCAUCAAUGAGCUCUCUUAUAGUUUUCCCGUUGAUUGCUGGUGUAUAGGUAUCAUCAUGUAUGAAUUACUCCUUGGCCAUCCACCAUUUUUCAUCGAUAGAAUUGGCAAUCGACAAAGUACUAUGAAACGCAGCCACUGGAUGGUUCUAUUAGCCAAGACAUGUGGAGAAUUACUAGGUAAAUUGUUAAUGAUUGAUCCUGCUCGAAGGAUGAAAGCUUCUCAAGCUCUGCAACAUCCAUGG
Molecule: messenger RNA, 630 nt
Organism: Trichoplax adhaerens
Lineage: Eukaryota; Metazoa; Placozoa; Uniplacotomia; Trichoplacea; Trichoplacidae
Exons: 1
Biological process (GO): protein phosphorylation
Molecular function (GO): ATP binding; protein kinase activity
Source: RefSeq, a predicted model, not a curated record